CUUGGAACAAAGGGGCAGAGGGAUUCCGGUCCCGGGAGUGUCUGCAGUCCAGGAGGGGCUGAAAGCUCCAGAGUGAGCCCUGAGAUAGAAUGAGAGGGGAAGAAGAGAGCAGCUAGGCGCUCCGAGAAGGGGAGGAAGUGGGAGAUGCGCUGCUUCCUGUAGAAGGAACAUGACUGAAGACAAAGCUGGGUGGGGACUAGUCCCGGGGCUGCAGGCGCCGCUGCCACACACACGGCGGCUGCCACUCCGCGGGCAGCUCGUACUACUGCUGCGCGGCGCUGGGCUGGGCUGGGCUGGGCUGGGCGGGCAGCGCGGGGCUCCCCUGCACACAGCGGCUCCGCACGGAGGAGAAGAGCCACUUUUCUCUGACCAGCUUCGGGAGCUAAGCCAGAAUUGCCAGUGAGCCUCAGGCUUUGGAAACUGAAGAGGGAGGCGGACAAGCCCAGCCGACAUCCCGAUGGCGAGCAACAAUACCGCCAGCAUAGCUCAGGCCCGGAAGCUGGUAGAGCAGCUGAAGAUGGAAGCCAACAUUGACAGGAUAAAGGUGUCCAAGGCAGCUGCAGACUUGAUGGCCUACUGUGAAGCGCAUGCCAAGGAAGAUCCCCUCCUGACCCCUGUUCCGGCUUCAGAGAACCCAUUUAGAGAGAAGAAGUUUUUCUGUGCUAUCCUUUAAGUCUUCACUAAGAGCCUGAAGAGCCUCAGCUCCUGGGACACUGAUGUAGAGUUUUUAGCAAAGUGGGCGCCUUUCUAGUCCACAGCAUUUAAAGAGAGAAAGGAGAACCAUCCUGAAAACUCCAGGCUGUGCAUGUUUAAAGAACUGGUCGGUCCCCUUUAUGAGAAUGAAGCUGAUCUGCAUCUUGAGUUAAGAGAUCUGCUAUCUGCAGAGCUGCCUGGAGGAGGGGAAUAUGUAAAGAUAAAAUCGGUGUCAUUUCUUUUCUGCUUUACCUCCCCAAACCUUAUGUUUCUGCUUUAUAUUUAAAAAAAUAAAAAUUAAAACAGACAGCUGUACUGAGCUGAGCUAUGUAUGACCUUCUUGGACGUAAUAUUGCCUUUAGAAUACCCUUUGUAAGCUGAGUUGUCCAAUGUGGCUGCAGUCUGGUUUAAUCGGAUUGAUGUUUAGUCCUUGUGUCUUUUUCUGUUUUCCUUCUCCCUUCCCUGUCCUUCUUCUCAUCCCAACUAGAGUAGUACAGGGAUAAAACUGGAUUUGUAUGUAAGCCUGACCCCAAGGAUGAGCACCCGAAUGUUUAGGGAGCUGCUCCCCAUGGUUUACCCUCAUGGUAAGAACAACAAAACAUGUUGGUUGUCUGUGUUCUCUUCCCACAAUCCCUAACAUCUGUACAUGAUAGCUUUUAUUCUGCAAGUAAAAGUAAACGUGUUGUAACUGGUGCUUUCAUAUUAUUUGUGACCAUUUUUGAGUAAUACUGCAUGAAAGUGGCCCUGUGUUACAUCCAUUCAGAAGUUUUGUUGUUUUACUGAAAGGCUUGGAGAAAGAAUGAGAGAGAAAAGAGGCUGGAGAGGAAAAACCUCAGUACCUUGAAAACUGAAAUUACUGCAGAGCCUUACCCAUGCCUAAAUACCUCCUAGUUAACAGUGUGUAAACACCUCUUCAACAUAUUUUUCAGAAUCCAAGGCAUUUUGGUUUUAUCCAGGAUCCAGGGCAAGACAAGUACUGCCAAACAGAAGAGGGGAAGAUUCAUUGUUUGUUGGGAGGGUCUUGGGUGGUAGAGUAAGGGCAGAUUCCCUUUUUCCCUAAAUCAUGGGAAUUCCAGAUGGAAAGGACACUUUCUACACUCUUCUUAAUAAGAAAAAUGUGGCCCUUGUUUGUAGAAGUAUCAGGAGAAAUAAGUCCAUGGCUCCAGAGAAGACCCAUUCUCAGAAGCGUGGCUGCUCACCGGCCGGGGUGAAAGGGGCAGGUUUCACCCCGCAACCAGCUCCACCGCAAAGGGUGCUGGCUCUUCUCGCCUCUGAGAUGGUCUUCAGUAUUUCACUCACCAAAUUUUUCAGUAGAAUCUUUUCUUUCUUUUUCUUUCAAACAGCUCUCCACCCUGUUUGUUAGGGUCUCUCAGUCUUUACACACAACUGCCUUGCAGCUAGAGCGCUCUCUUCCCAAGAGAUGAUACUGAAAAAGUAUCAUUUUUCCUCACAGCUCUAGCCUCCAUCAGUAAAGGAAGACUCUGGAAGCUUGUGCCAUUCCCAAGCAGAGGAGGGCCUCUCUUACAUCUCCGUGUUUGCUUUGAAAUCCCAAAAGACUUUUUCCAAAUUAAUUUUAUUCUCCCCCUCCCAUUUAAAAAAAUGAAAACAAAAAAGAGAUGAUGAAAGAGGAAAAGCAAAGAUAAAAAGACUUGAUACACUGAGAAUGGAUUUUGAAGCAGCCUUGGUAAAUAUUUCCCUUAGCUCUUUUUAUGGGUACAAUGGUAGAAGAGUAAGUAGAUCCAAUUAAAGCUCACGGGCCUGGAGCAGGGACAAGAGAAUACUGAGAUAUUUGUGAAGUGUGUGAAUGCACUUCUGUAACCAGACACUUCUGUUCAGCCCUUGGGAUUCUGUUACAGUCAGUGGAACAUUGAUGAAGAUUUAAAGGGGAAAAACUCUGGCAGAAUAUUGAUUAAACUACAGUAUUGCACCAUUCAUUUGGUAGUACUGUGGAAUCAGCUAAAAUUGUGUCACAUUUUUUAAAUGAGCCAAAAUAUGAAUUAAAUUAAAUAUGUGGUAACAUAACAGCUGUGAAUAAAGCACUCUUUGGUGGUAAUUAAGGUGUCAUUAUAAGAUCCUGAAGAUUUGUUCAUGAUCCACACCAUUUAUUUUUCUCAAAGUGACUAUAUUUUCAUGUAAAUCUAGAUCUUUGGAGCAAUUAGAAUGGAAUAAAAGCUUUUAGGAAGCACCAUAAUAUGGCUCUGCUUAUUACAAGUUAAGGCAGUUCCAAACCACUUGUGACCUUGUUUAUUGAAAGCAGAGAGAAGACAGAAAAUACACAGUCCAUCUGAAAUCAAUAUAAAUGUUUUGGCUUUUUCAUAAUGUCAUGUCCUACAGUGUGAAACUAAUGCCAGUCUUUAUAUGAGUUUUGGCUUAUUGGUCUUUCUACUUGCUAAGGGGGGAAAAUUUUUUUUUUGAUUACUUAAUAAGCCUCUAAAUAGCUUUAAUUAUUUUAGAAACUCAAUAAUCAUUUUCACCAGCAUAAUUUUAUCUUAAGGGGUAGCUAAUAGGAAAACUUAAUUAUUCAAGGCCCUAAUUUCUGUAUAAUGCAUUGGAUAGUAAUGAAAAUCUGCCAUGGAAUUAGUUCAAAAGAAAAUCUUGCAUCAUCCUUCAGUAUUAACUCUGAUUUCUUUCUUUUUCUUUUUCAUUUUCAACUUUAAACAAAGUACUAUUUAAAUCAGAGAUUUCAAAUAAGUUCUUGGAUCUGAGGCUAAUUUUGCUAAUAGUAUUUGAAAGAAAUUGCUUACCAAGGAAAAAUUUUAAAUAAAUACUCAACAUAUAUAUUCACAAAUAGAAUUUUGAGAAAUCAAGCAUGCUGAGGGAAUUUUUGUAUUUUUUUUCUUUUUUUGGCUCUAGAUGCUCCUGGCAAUGGUAAGUUGGUACAUAUACAUUAAUGUUUUCCCAGCCCAACCAAAAAUUGUUCACAUUUUUCCUAUAAAAAUUUAUGGAGUGUGUCUUUCAAAAAGAGGGAUACAUAGAAAUGUUAAAGCAGGAAAACCUGAAUGUGAUGUGUACAUUUUCAUCCCACAUGGAUAAUGCCCACAUGAAUAAUGUAUUUGUUUUAAUAAAUGGAAUUUUCAGAUUCAUUGCA
Manis javanica (Malayan pangolin) is the source of this 3781-nucleotide messenger RNA. It is a transcript of the gene GNG2, whose product is annotated as G protein subunit gamma 2. The record is from RefSeq and is a predicted model, not a curated record. Gene Ontology annotation, biological process: G protein-coupled receptor signaling pathway. Gene Ontology annotation, cellular component: heterotrimeric G-protein complex. Gene Ontology annotation, molecular function: G-protein beta-subunit binding. NCBI's taxonomy places the organism in Eukaryota, Metazoa, Chordata, Mammalia, Pholidota, Manidae.